Messenger RNA from Penicillium atrosanguineum, 2019 nucleotides. RefSeq lists its product as uncharacterized. Lineage: Eukaryota; Fungi; Ascomycota; Eurotiomycetes; Eurotiales; Aspergillaceae. The transcript is spliced from 3 exons. The record is from RefSeq and is a predicted model, not a curated record. The coding region runs from base 1 to 2019 and encodes 672 amino acids.
AUGGACAGCGAUCAUACCCAGUCGCAGGCCCAGCCAUGUGGCCUCAACGACCCCGAACAAGAGAAUACAUUCAGCUUUACUCCCAUCAAGGCUAUAAAGGCUUUGCCCCGUCUCUGGGAACGCAAGCCAGCGACCCCAUUCCAGGGUGGAAUCAAGUCGAAGAAAUUGUGGAAACGUUUCCACGCGUCUUUUUCCAACAUGCAGUCGCUUCAGCAAUCGAGUGCGCUGGAGCAAAACGCAUUUCAGACCGCUAUCAACUCAUUCACCAACACAUCCAUCAACCCAUCCAAGGAUACAACAUUUGCGCGCGGCGUCAAGCGCCUUCGUGUCGGCUCUGAUGGCGCCGAUGACCGGAAAGACAUUGGUUUCCAGCAGAGCGGACGCUCUUUCCUCGAGACUAAAUGGGAAGGGGAAAUGCGGAAGCGACGCAAACUGCCCGAUGCGCCAUUCAAUAUUUUCGACGAAAGCUCGCAGCACAAGCCGACUUUGGUUUUGAGCCAGUCCGUGGGGACCGGCAAUGCCGACGGCCAAUACGAUGAAAAUAAUGGCCUUUGCGACGUUGAGAGCGAGCUAGCGAUGACCGCUUCGCCCACACCGCGCAGCCACCUACGAAGCCCUUCCAAGGCGACAAUCUUCCAGGAUUCUAUGCAGCCAUUUAACUUCAACUCAUCAAUCUCCGAAGCCAAGACCUUCGAAAGUCAGGACACUCAAUCCAGAGACCAAGAAUACCACGAAAUUAUCAACAAUGUAGUGGAGGAAGGCAAUCAGAACAUAGCGCCCACACCUACGAAGGUCGUGCGAGAUCUGACCCAGAAGCAGGAGGGAACACUGGUCCGAUCAGCGCUUCGGAGCUCAUUGGAUGGAGAGGAUGCCGAGCUAUUGAACGAUUUCCUCUCGAAGGCCAAGGCCAAGCGUGCAGCAAAGGCGGCACUCGUGGAUGCCCACGAGGGCGCUACUCAGGUGUCAUCCAGCCCCGAAGAGUCACCAGAGGAAGCGCUCACGCCACGCUCCCGACGAGUUCUGGAGGAUUUGGACGCGAACUCUCCUUCGCCCGUCAAGACUCAGGCCUCACCGAUCAAGAGCGAUACGAUCGCCUUUGAGGAUGCCCGGGAAGAUGCAAUCAGCAAGGAAAUUCAAGAUGAUGAGCCGGCCCCUGCAAGCCCUGCAUGCCGACGAAGCACUCGCGUCAAAGCUCCCGCAGCUAACCCAUCAGCUGUGCGCAACACUAUCGCACUCCGGCGGGCAAAGGGUACCGAAUUUGUUUUUCUGCAGCGGACCGAGGCUCAAGAAUUGGCCCUGGCUACGAAGAAAAACACUCGCAACAACAGGGGUGACUCUGUGAUGCCCAAGUAUGUCCUCCAGGCCAUGGCCGAGCAGGAAUAUGAAGACUCAGCAGCUCCGGUGCAAGACCGAUCAGAUCGUAAGGUUUCUGGCCGUCGACUUGCCUCGAAGAAUGUCACGUGGAAUGACGACCGCCUCGUGGAGUUCGAAGAUUACAACCCGACGCCGGAGCUGGAGGAAGAGGAUAGCGGCAGCUGCAAGAGUGACGUCGACGAUGCUUCCAUCCGAUCUGAAGCCAAUCCCGCAGAGAAGAAAGCAUCGACCAGUGGCCGUAGCAGCCGUGCCCAUGUGCAGAAGUUAAGCCAUGAGGCUGCCAGCUUGGAGUCCGAGAGCUCCUCGACCACCCCUGCUGCAGCGCCAGCUGCAGCCCCACGUUCUCGACGGGUGCGGCGCAUGGGCGACUCAACUGGUGUGUCGGGCACACCUGUGAAGGCCGGCAGUGGUCGCAUCAGCAAGCCUUCGAGCGCCACGGCACCCACGGAUGCGCCAUCAACCCCCCCUAAGGCUCGUCGCAAGCUUGUUCCGAAGUCUCCCAGCUCUUCGCUGCUUCCGGCUCCCGUCGCAAAGGGAAGCGCCAGUAGUAUUCCUACACGCCGCACAAAUACUUCCAACGAGGAACCCAAGCGGAAGAGCAUGCUCCAGUCUAGUGCAGGAUGCACCCCCGCCGGGUCCGAGUGA